AUGGCAACCAACCGUCCUGGCUCAUCCGGCUUUGCCGAUGAUUUCUCUGAAGCAACCAAGUCAGCCCAUGUCGAUAGCAUGGACUUUUCAAGGCUAAAUACCAGCGAAUAUCCUGAUCCCGAUUCAGCGUUCUCCAAAAAUCCAUAUCCUUAUAGAAAAUCAGACCGCCAAUCACCAAUCCCCGAGGCUCUCGUGGAAGCAUUCGCUUUUGGAAGCGACAACCCCACUGCCGACAGCUCUGAGUCCAUCGAAGCAGAGGAUGAUAUCUCGGUCGAUGUCACCCAUGAAAAGAAAUUCAGGCUUGAAGAAGACCCUAUGUAUGAUAUGGAGUAUUCCGAUAGCAAUACUGCUGCUGAGCUCGCGGUAGAGACAGAAGACAACUCUGGUGACCUCAGGGGAGCGAUAAAACCCAACUACAGAUUCUCCUCUUGGACGAAAGGCCUCUAUGCACAUAUAGACCAGCAAUACUUUCGCUACUUGGAUGGCGCGGGGGCUGUCGAACAACCACCACCCAUGAUUGGCUGUCACGUUAGGUACCCAUUUAGCUAUGGCCGAUAUCUGGAGCAGCGAAGAACACCAUUCGUCGCAUUCGAGGUGACACAUCUUGUACUUCAGCCUCUCAAUGGAAAAGAAGUCUCUGAGAUGAGAAAGCACGGCAUCAAUGUUUCGAGGGCUCGAGUCAGCUGGGGUGAAUGGCAACUUGUGCGUGACAAGAGAUUGAAUGCUCACAGAUGCAUACCCAGUAGCCUUCGCAAAGCCUGGUCGAUGGAAUGA
This is a messenger RNA of Cadophora gregata, 774 nucleotides long. RefSeq lists its product as uncharacterized. The record is from RefSeq and is a predicted model, not a curated record. NCBI's taxonomy places the organism in Eukaryota, Fungi, Ascomycota, Leotiomycetes, Helotiales, Ploettnerulaceae. The coding region runs from base 1 to 774 and encodes 257 amino acids. The transcript has 2 exons.